AUGAAAGUUCCGCCAACUCCUCCCAAUAAAACGGUGGUAAGAAAUUCUCGGACUAGGCUUGGUGCUGUAAAAUCAAAAGCACAGUCAAACCUCUCCGUUGUUUCUAAUGCGCCAAUAACAGCCAGUUCGUCUCAGACACCCUUACCGCCCUCACCACAUUCCCUGCGAACACAACCAUCUUCCAUCAAACAAUACUUUACUCCACAUAUGAUUCACUUAUGGUUAAAAAAUUUGGAGUCCAUAGUACAUCUUAAUGAAGCCUGGAAUAAAAAACUUAACGAAGAUUUCACCUCCUGGUACUGGAUUCUUCAUCGCGAGAAAAUAAAAAAUUCUCACCAGUCGUUGCCUAUCACAAAAGAAGAGUACUCUUUGAUAGCAUCAUAUAUUAAGACCUUUCCCUGUUCUACUAGUGUGAUCCAAGCAAUUAGCGCUAUUAUUUUUAGGCCACCGCAAGUUGUAAAAGAAAUUUAUGAUCGGAUCACGUUGGGUAAAAAGGAGCCUGAAGAAGAUACACAGUGGUUGGGAACUAUAUACAAACCAUUUAUCUCUAAAACUUUGGCUCGUCAUUAUGAAGAAUUAUUAAAUAUCGAAAAGAAUCUUAUUCAAUUUGAUUAUUCACUUGCUUUAUUGUGGGAUAAGAAUGUUUCGCCACCGCAAGCCUAUCAACCAUAUAGGGUGUAUAAUAAUAUUGAUGAUGAGGUUAUCCCGUAUUUGAAGUAUACUUUAGAAAAUCUGAUCAAUUGGAAGGUGAAAAGUCCUGAUGUUGAAUUUAAUUAUGGAUGUGAUUGCGAAGAUAAUUGUCAGGACAAAAAAUGUUCAUGUGCAGCCGAUAACGAAGAUGGCUAUCCAAUGAAAAAUGGAAGACUAAUUAGAUCAGAUAUCGGUCCGAUAUACGAAUGCAAUUCGAAUUGUAAAUGUAAUGAAACAUGCCCGUUUAGAGUCAUUCAAAAUAGUGUAAGAAAUAAUAGUAAUUUUGAGAUAUUUAAAACUCCGAACAAAGGUUGGGGAGUUAGGACUCUAGUAACAAUUAAAGAAGGGUCAUUUGUAAUGGAGCAUGUUGGUGAAAUACUUGAAUCAAGAACAGCAAAGUUAAGGGAGGUUUGUUAUGAUAAGUUGGACAUGUUGACAUAUUUUGACUUUGAUUUUGGGUUUGAUGAAAGCAAAAGAUCCAAUGUUCUUUGUGCGGAUUCAAAUUACUGGUGCAAUAUCAGUAGAUUUUUGAAUCACUCCUGCAAUCCUAAUCUGAUCACUAUUCCGUUCUUUGUAGAGUAUAAGGAUAUAAGAUUUCAGAGAGUGGCAUUUUUUGCACAAAGAAAUAUUCCGGCUUCAACUGAACUUACAUUCGAUUAUAAAAUUAAAAGUGAUGACUUUGAAUGUUUAUGUGGAUCAAGCCUUUGCAGGUACAACAAAGGUCCAUCAAAGACCAAUUACAAGAAAAGUAAACGUUCAAAGAUGGAAAUCGAUUAG
Messenger RNA from Acaulospora morrowiae, 1467 nucleotides. NCBI's taxonomy places the organism in Eukaryota, Fungi, Glomeromycota, Glomeromycetes, Diversisporales, Acaulosporaceae. The record is from the annotation of a GenBank genome assembly.